AUGCCACCACGGCUUUUCGAACGACUUUCGGCUGCCUUUUGGGGCUAUCUCUCUCCACAGCAACCUACCACAAAGAGAAAGGCAGUCGCCCGUGAUGCUCGACCUCCACGCGUCUCUCUGACCAAUUUCGUUACUCCCGAGCGCCCUGGCAGUGGUUACUUGCCACCCACACCCGCCGACACGCACGCUGGCUCCAAGAGAAAAAGAGACUUUGAGGUCGAGGACUACAGAAAGAGAAGCAAAUAUGAGGAGUCGCAAGACGAGACCGACGCCGAAGAAGUCCGUCUCGAAGACCUGAAGCUGGAACGUGUGGAACGGUCGACAGAACAGUAUGAUCCCGCUGACCUGUUCUCCGAGGACGAUGAGUACGACAGUGGAGAUGAGGAUGGGGAAAGUGGUGCACAUUACGACUACAGCGUCUACAAUCCUACCAUCAACUCGUCAAAGCUACCAGGACAGGGGUCUGAGGGAGACGGCAAUGAGGAUGAUGGCAUUCAGUACGACUACAACAUCUACAAUCCUACCAUUCGCUCGGACAGGCCCUUCUCAGGCCGAAGGACCCUCCUCGAGAGCGCCCUACCUCGAGACGUUACCCAGAUCAUCAUCGACAGCACAGAGGGAGAAAUCGACGAUGACGUCAUCAAUGUCCUUCCUAGACCAGCACCUCCUGUAUACGGAAGCGGAGACGAAGACCUCAUCGUCUUUGCCGACACAGAUGCCAGCGACAACGACGCUCUGGACGUUAAUCACGCUCAAGACGACAACUCCUCACUUCUCGUAACCUCUUUCAAAGAGCCUUCCCUCUUCGGUUCCUUUUUCGAAGAAGCCCAGGACGGCGAAGAUACAAUCCUGCUCGAUUCACGUGCUCGCGUCGGUAGUCUCGAAGACGAGCGCGUGUCAAAGGAACAACUUCUCGCCCGCGGCUGGCCCCAGAACACCGUCUGGCUCAUCCAACGCAUCCAUAACCGUGGCCGCGAACCCCUGUUUGCUUUCCACUGGCGCAUGGACUUUCCUAUGAUGCCUGAAGGCAUGUUUCUACCCAAGCGUCACGAACAUCCAGGUUACAUCAAUACCCUGCGCGGCAAAGAUUUCCGCGCCAAACAUGCAUUUGAAAGACUCAUGCAGCUUGGCCCAAAAGUCAGAGACAAAAUCACCGUGGGUCUUGCACCGGAAAAACUCAUCGUCGAUGAAUUGCACAGAUACAUGCACUGGGCAGAUUGGGAUAGCAGAAACCAAUUCCCAUCCUACCCAUUCAUUGAAAUCCACACUGGAACCAGAGAUGAAGAUGUCAAUGCCAUGCAAGAUACCUUGCUUCUUCGCCUUUCAAAUCUGCAUAAACACUGGUUGGCUUCUUCUGACGAGGCACCAAAACGCUCCCCUGCUUUUAUUGGGUCUACUGAUGUGGAUGAGACUCAGCCGCCACCGUUAUAUGGUAUCCUGGUCUCGCAUACUUUGCUCGGUAUCGUUGCUUUUGUGCCUGGCGCUCAGGACAGCGAUUCAAUCGGUUACCUGCGCACGGUGGGUGUUUUCGACUUCAAUGUCGUGGGCUACGAUGUGUGGACGAGUUUGGCGCUGGCAUUGCUAGUCGUUCACGUCAGGAACGAGGGUGUGAACAGAGGAUGUUCGAACAGGAGGGAAGGUAUAAGAGAUCCUUGGGCGGGAGUGAGCGCGAGCAGAGAUCCCGACAGAUAA
Messenger RNA from Aureobasidium vineae, 1692 nucleotides. NCBI's taxonomy places the organism in Eukaryota, Fungi, Ascomycota, Dothideomycetes, Dothideales, Saccotheciaceae. The record is from the annotation of a GenBank genome assembly.